AACAACCGGCCUCAGGACGCUCGCCGUACGCGUGCGCAGUGGGCCGCAGGGCCGCCAUGCCGGAACCGCGCGGAUCUUCUCCCUUGCGGGUAAACGCUGCGUUUGCUGCGCGGUACAGCCGCUACCGGGAACGCGAGGAGCUGCAACGGCUGAAAGAUCGAUACCGGGACCGAAACGGCGGAGAGGACUCCAGCUCCGAGUCUGACUCCAGUGACGAGCGGGUGGAAUUCGACCCUCAGCAGGAACGAGACUUUUACAGGACACUCUCCCUGUUGAAGAAGAAGGAUCCUUGCAUUUAUCAGAAAGAUGCUACCUUCUACGAGAGAACAGCAACACCCUCGGAGAGUGAGGAGGAGCUGGCAGCCAAGAAGCAAAAGAAGGUGCGACCCAUGUACCUGAAGGACUAUGAGAGGAAGGUUAUCCUGGAGAAAGAAGGCAAAUACGUUGACGAGGAGAGUUCAGACGGGGAGACCUCCAAUGAGAGACUUCAGGUCUCAUCGAACAGUUACGUGGAAGAACAGCAACAGCUCAAGGAAAGCUUCCGAGCAUUCGUCGAGGACAGUGAAGAUGAGGAUAGCGCUGGGGAAGGUAGUUCCGGGUUGCUGCAGAAACGCACUAAAAACAAGGAGGAGGAGGCCCAGGAGGAUGCUGACUACAUUGAAUGGCUGAAGGGGCAGAAGGAGAUUCAGAAUCCUGAGACCCUGCGAGACUUGACUCACCUUAAGGAAUAUUGGAACAACCCAGAAUUGGAUGAGGGAGAGCAGUUCCUGCGGGAUUAUAUUCUCAGCAAGCGUUAUGAGGAAGAGGGAGAUGAGGAGGAGGAAGAAGAGGAGGAGGAGGAAGAGGAAAGGGUCCCAGGCCCCCUGGUCCAGCUGUCUGUAGACGACUCCUCAGAUGAAGGGGAGCUGUUUCUGAAGAAGCAGGAGGAAUUUGAGCAAAAGUACAAUUUCCGCUUCGAGGAGCCAGACUCAGCCUUGGUCAAGACCUACCCUCGGUGCAUUGCAUCCUCCGUACGCCGCAAGGACGAGCGCAGGAAGGAGAAGAGGGAGGAGAUGCGGGAGCGAAAGAGGAGGGAGAAAGCAAAAAAGCAGGAGGAACUUAAGCAGCUGAAGAACCUGAAGAGGAAGGAGAUUCUGGCCAAGCUGCAGAAGCUGAGGCAGGUCACAGGCAAUGAAACAGUGGGCUUUGAGGAACAGGACCUUGAGGACGACUUUGACCCUACACGGCAUGACCAGCUCAUGCAGAGAUGCUUCGGGGACGAGUACUACGGCACGAUGGAGGAGGAGAAGCCACGAUUUGAGGAAGAGGAAGGGCUUGAAGAUGACUGGAACUGGGACACGUGGACUGGGCUGGAGCACAGUGGGGACUGGAGCCAGCAGGAGCUGCAUUGUGAGGACCCAGACUUCAAUAUGGAUGCUGACUAUGAUCCCAGCCAGCCUCAGAAGAGGAAGCGUGAGGCCCCCUUAAUGGGCAAAAGGAAGCGCAAGUCGCCUUUCGCUGCAGCUGUGGGGCAGGAGAAGCCUGUGUACAACCCCGGGGACAAGACUUUCGAGGAGUACCUGGAUGAGUAUUACCGGCUGGACUACGAGGACAUCAUCGACGACCUACCCUGUCGAUUCAAGUACCGCACCGUGGUGCCUUGUGACUUUGGGCUCAGCACUGAAGAGAUCCUUGCUGCUGACGACAAGGAGCUGAACCGGUGGUGCUCCCUGAAGAAGACCUGCAUGUACAGGUCGGAGCAGGAGGAGCUGCAGGACAAGAGGGCGUAUAGCCAGAAGGCCCAGAACUCAUGGAAAAAGAGGCAGAUCUUCAAAUCGCUCUGCCCAGAGGAGAUAGAGACACCCACAGAAGCCACAAGGAAGCCACAGAAAGACAAAGCUGGCCCACAGGGGCAGCUGCUGUCACCUGAUGGGGCCUGCAGGAAGCAGCCCCAGCCUGAGAGCCCCCCAGCACAGAAAGAGGCCUCUGUGUUGCCUGCCGAGAAGCCAGCCCCCCAGAGGCGGAGGAGGGGCAAGAAGGCUCGUCUCCUGGGCCCCACAGUGAAGCUUGGAGGACAGGAGUUCAGCCACCAGAGACUGCAGGCCUUCGGUCUCAAUCCAAAACGGCUGCACUUCCGCCUGCUGGGCUGGCAACAGAGGAAGCAGCGGAGGCCCAAGAGCGGCCCUUGAGCUUGAUGCAGUAGGCAAGGGCCUGCGUGUUCCUGUCCUUCAAUCAAGCCUCUGGAUGCAUUCCUCCUGUUAACUGUAUAGACCCACAUCUC
Messenger RNA from Phyllostomus hastatus (greater spear-nosed bat), 2260 nucleotides. RefSeq names its product KRI1 homolog (gene KRI1). Gene Ontology annotation, biological process: endonucleolytic cleavage in ITS1 to separate SSU-rRNA from 5.8S rRNA and LSU-rRNA from tricistronic rRNA transcript (SSU-rRNA, 5.8S rRNA, LSU-rRNA). The transcript is spliced from 19 exons. Bases 57 to 2168 code for a protein of 703 amino acids. The record is from RefSeq and is a predicted model, not a curated record. Gene Ontology annotation, cellular component: 90S preribosome; nucleolus. Lineage: Eukaryota; Metazoa; Chordata; Mammalia; Chiroptera; Phyllostomidae.